Molecule: messenger RNA, 8088 nt
Organism: Macrobrachium nipponense
Lineage: Eukaryota; Metazoa; Arthropoda; Malacostraca; Decapoda; Palaemonidae
Product: innexin inx2-like
Exons: 4
Coding region: 839-2104 (421 amino acids)
Cellular component (GO): gap junction; plasma membrane
Molecular function (GO): gap junction channel activity
Source: RefSeq, a predicted model, not a curated record
CGAACCUUCGACGACGUCGGAGAGACAGGCACAGAGAGACGCACAUACACACGCGCGUGCACCUGGACUUUUUCGUGUGACUUCGUGUGCGUGACGACUCCUUCUCUGCAGAUAUCCGUCGGGAGGAAUAUAUAUAAAUCCGUGGUAAGAAAAAUGACAUAGAAACUAUGGGAUAACUCUGUGACGAGCCAUCAACAUCACCUUCCUACUGUUGAAAAAAAAAUAUACAAGUUUUUGUCUGCCAAGAAUCUCUGUUUAGACGCAAAAUAAAAAUAAAAAACAAUACAGAAAAGAAAUUUAGAAACUGAAUAUAAGACGUGGACCUUUGACCCCCACCCCACCCCCAACCCCCCACCCCUCCUUCCCUCACACCCCUUUUCCUUCCAGACGUUGGAAUCAUAUCAGAGACCUCAGCGUCGUUUAUCUGUAGUGACCUAAGCCCUGAUGACAAUUGGGAAAGACUUCUGAAAGAAAAGUUUUGAAAAGACUAGCGGGCGUUGUUGUUACCUCAAGGGACCUUCGAAGAAGGCGCUCCGCUCAGGAAAGAGGCCCCGCUGUCUCCGAAACCAGAUCUGAAGAAGUAGCAGCAGCAGACGCAGGAGAAAGGCAGCCACAGAGGAGAAGGAGGGUCUGUGUCCUUCCCAUGAUCCACGACAGGCGUCCCAUUCCACCGUGCCCGAAGUCAACUACAGGAGGAGGAGAACAGUGGAGACCCGUAGGUUUCAGUUGGGCGGGCGAGGAGUCUGCCCGGAGUCCGGCCUUGAGGGUAACUGAUGCCCCAGUGUGGUGUUGAGACUGGAGGAGGAGCCUGGCUGGCCCGCCCCAUCAUUCACUACCCAUGCUUGUAUCAGGCCAAUACCACGUCUACUUCAGUGUUCUGCAGUCCAACUGUGGGAGUGAGGCUGGACAAAUGUGGCACAAAUUCUCAGCGCUGCACCAUUUUUCGCGGCGUAGCUCGACGGUGUUCUCCCGGUCGCUGGUGUUCAACCUCAUAACAGUGUACACGCCCGUACUGCUGCUGGCUGGAUCCAUCGUGACCUCGGCCAAGCAGAUCCUGAGUCCCAUACACUGCGAGGGAGAAGGCAAAGAUGGACUCAGCAAAGACUACGUGGAGACCUACUGCUACAUCGAGGGCACCUUCAACCUGUACAUGAAGCAGGCCGAGCAGCAGGUGAGACCUGGACACCUGCCGACGCGCCAACAGGUUAGCUUCGCCCAACAGGUUGGUAAAAAUGUUAUAUACCCAAACCUUGGUCAGUUUGUGGAGGGGCAGAGCUCUCGACGGGAGAUCUCCUACUAUCAGUGGGUGACCUUCUUCCUGCUAAUCGAAGCCCUCAUCAUCUAUCUGCCGAGGCAGAUCUGGCACCAGCUGACGCACAGCCAGUGCCUGCCCUUCGAUUUCACCAACCUCAGACGCCGCGAGGACUGGGAGGACAAGAAGAACUUCCUGGUGUGGCACAUGAAGCAGACCAGAGGCAACCACGAGUAUUGGCUGUGGCAAUACUUGCUCACCGAACUGCUGGCGAUCGCGCUCCUGGCUUCCUUCUUCAUCCUCACCGACGUGUUCUUAGGGGGCGACUUCUACAAUUAUGGGCUCGAUUGGUUUAACUUCAUGCACAACGCGACCAACACCACCAUCUCCCCAAUGACGGCUCGAUUUCCGCGCCUGACAGUUUGCAAGCUUCAGUAUCACAGCCGCGGAGGCACUAUCAACAGCUACUACCCGUUGUGCCUCCUUCCCAUCAAUUGUUUUAAUGAUAAAAUUUUCUUGUUCCUGUACUUCUGGUACUGCAUGUUGUUCGGGCUGUCUCUGCUGCGGGGGCUGUAUAUGAUGGUGCUAGUCACGUGCAAGCCAGCACGUCGUAUGCGUCUCAAGUUUAGCGCCAAAUUGGUGCCCGAAGACACGUUGGAUAGAUUCAUCAAUGCACACAAUCUCAGUGACUGGUUCGUUCUUUGCAACUUAGCACCGACGAUGGACCCGGUCCUCAUCGCAGAGCUCGUCACCCAGCUUGUCUACGAGGUACAAGGUGGAGAAAGUUCCGACUCCAAACCGUCCCGCCUUGGUAAGCAAGAAAAAUCGCUACAGUCUGUCAAUUACAUAUGAGAUUCAGCGCCGCGCACUUCCCCACACUCGCUCACACACUGCCUUCCCAAUGGCCAACCAACCUACGGGAUGCAUGGACACCCACAGCACCCCUACGGCCAGUAUCAUACUCGCUACCCGCCCCAGGUCCAGUUCGGGCUUGGUAGUGGCUACUCCAACGGCCACUGCGAGGCGUUGUAAGUGUGGUUGGCUCCUGCCUGGCCUCUAUGAGGUCCUCCAUCCCUCAAGCAAGGGGCCACGGCAGUGCAUAGGGCUCGGCCCAGCCCCCUUCGCCGCCACCCUACUGACGGACGGACGCCGCUCAGGGGGGCUGCAGAACCGCACCACGCAGGGGAAGGCGCCGCGCGACUCUCACACCACCUUGUUGGGGCCCGCCGCCCACCAAGCACCUGGUAGCAGUACUAGACCUUUCCGGCCGAGACGCUGUGGGGAUGGUGGGCCGCGCGGCUCCACCAUAGCAUCAGGAAUCAGUCACAAUGUCAGCAGCAGAAUAAAAGAAGAAGAAGAUGAUGAAGAAGAAGAAGAAGCAGAUCUCAAGAGCGUGGCCGAGCCCCGAGCUUUGCCAUGGGACCUGCCACCACUACCACCACCACAAUGCCAAAAAGAUGAUUGUGGGGUUCCUCGGGUGAUUGGAGGUGGCCACACAUUCCAACACACCAGGACCCUUUGCAACAACACACCCGCGCUCUGCGUUUCCAACAGGGGGCCUGUCAGUCAAAGUACCACCUUUGGAGUGAUCGAAGAAGUCCUCACCACCGCAUUCGUGUCGUUAUUACUGGCAAGACAGAAAAAUCAUUGUGAAGGGAUGCAGUAUCUGCAGAGGUCUUGGUCACUGUUGUCAUCGCAGCCUCAUCUCGAAAUCUCUCGACAGCUCUUGUUAAGUCGAAUUUUCAUAUAGUGAAUUUAAUCUUUAAAUGACUGUUUGUGUGUAUUUUAUAUGCUCGUAGGUUUAUCAUUUUUGCUUUAUCUAAGCUGUGUAGCAGACUGGUGAUAUUACGAGAAAGUGUUUUCUGUAUUUUGGGAGUAUUCAAGUAUUCUUCAGUACAGUAUUAUUCCAUGAACGGUCAUACACUUCAUCAAGAAAUGUAUCAGUUUUCCCAUUCAUUUUGCGUGUGGUUAUAGUGCUUCUUGUUCAAUAAACUCAAAAACAGAAACACAGUGGAAAUACAUAUAUAUAUAAAUAUAAAUCUAUAUAAAUAUAUGUUACUUUGUGGUUGUUGACGCGCCACAUUUAAGCUAUCAAGGCAACAGCGUGUGUCUCUGAGCAGUCUGACACUAGGCGUACCCAUGAAGCUGCUCCUGCUGCCUCUGCCGCCUCUGCCGCCAAUACCCACCACCUGCCCUGCCCACGUCGCCCGCCCGCCUCCAAGCCCACAACUGUCCUGACAGAUCCGGAGAAGAAGAAGAAGACACUUUGCAUCCUCGGAAGUCUGCACUGACGCGCAGCUGCUGCUGCUGCUGCUGCUGCUGUGGCAGCUGCAUCCACCUGACGUCUCGUGGCAGCAGCUGCUCCGUGAGUUGUUCAUCAAUGGCUGUAGGAGAGGCUUUGCCUACAGUCCACGGUAUGAGGAGGAACGAGGUGGAUGGCGGCGUGGGUUCAGCGAGCAGUUUGUGAGGCUUGGCUCAUGGGUCACCCACACCACUGCGGGCUUCCUGCUUUUCAGGGGGGCGCUCUUAGAUUAGGAUAACCACGGGACACACCCUUAGCCAUAAUAGUGUGACAAUUUUGCCAUGUGCCUCGUCAGGCAGAUUGGAUCUAUUGUGAAUGGACUUGUGCAAUUAUAGAGUUAAACAUAAGUUGACGUACCCACCGAGGUUCCGAAGUAGUGUUUUAGUCCCCAUAACUUAUUUCUAGGACAUCGACAUAAUGGCCGUUCUCUCCUUGUUAUUAUAAAUAAAUAAAGCCAAAGGGAGUCGGGCAGGACGGGCUGGGAGUCGGGGUCGCGGCAGGGUCGUCGCUCGAGGAAGAAGAAGAAGAAGCAGCAGAAGAAGAAGAAGAAAGGACUUGUGGACAAGAAAGGAGAGAGAAAGAGCGCUGGGUCUAGGAGACCCGAACCGUUCAUCAGUGCCCGGGACGCCUCUUCGGUCCGCCCCAGUCCGGCUGUGCCUAUACCCUUAAAACAAACACCUUCUCAGUCAGUCUAGGUUGUAGCCAAAGAAUAAUCAUCAUUCUGUUUCCUUGUCGGGCGGGCUGUCGUUCAGACAGGUGACUUAAGUGUUUAGACUUGUAUAAAGCUGGUUGUUUUCUCACAUACUUUAUGGAUUAUUAUUAUAACAAGAUCUUUUCUAUUGUUUUGUUGUGAUGUGCAUAUUUUAUAUGUACCAGAAUGUCUUUAUUCCCGGCUAGGUGAAAUUGAAUUUGACUAGAAUCAUAUUUAUGUUGUCUGUUCAAUAAGAUGUUUAUAUAUCCUAAAAGCAGAAUGUUAUUAGUUUUAGCUUCUUAAUGGAACUAAGCAUUACUUCUCUAUUACCGAAGAAAGUUACAGUAGGGAGUUGCUUAAUCAACACUUGCUUAGUUAACCUGUAGCCACUUGCAGUUUAGAGCUGUCUGUACCAUACCUCUCUCUCUCUCUCUCUCUCUCUCUCUCUCUCUCUCUCUCUCUCUCUCUCUCUCUCUCUCUCUUUCCGCCAUCUGGUUCUCGUCUCUCCAUCUCUGUCCCACACCUCCUUCCAACUUUCACCCAUUCCUUCUUCCAACUUUCACCCAUUCCUCCUUCGAACUUUCACCCAUUCCUUCUUCCAACUUUCACCCACCAUCUUAAUUCCAAUCAUCCUCCGGCGGGUGUUGUUCCAAGGGCACCAUCCGUCGGCGUGAGGAUCAAGAGGCCCUCGACUUGCCCCCUUGUUGUGUAUGUAGAAAUGGGACCUUUUGUAUUCGAGCUGCCAAGAAGCGCGUGUCACAAGAACUUGGUGCCACUGUUGUUGAUAGUUUUUCAUCACAAAUUCAAUGAUCUUAGAGAAUAGAGUAUCAAGUAUAUAUAUAUAUAAAUAUAAAUAUAUAAAUACAUAUAAAUAUAUCAUCGUAAGUUGAUCCUCCUUUCAUCAUUUGUACCUAAGCCUUUCUGUCUGUCUCUCUCACUCUCUCUCUUUCUCUUCUCUCUCUCUCUCUCUCUUCUCUCCCAACCCUCGGCCUAGAAUCUGUAGCGUGAUGUUCCUUCCACCCCCAACCCAAGCCCCGUCCCCUAAAAACACCCCCCUCACCCCGCUUCCCCCCACCAUCUUUUGAUGAUGAUUUGAAUCUUUCCGCGUUCACCAGUUCCCCUGAGACACAUCAACCCUCUUCCCCCUCUCGGUCAUCAGCGCAUUUUCUAGGACUAUAAAGUGGCACCAUCUUCUUAUGUCCCCCAAAUAUAUAACAGAUCUCACUGUCAGCCCUGCUAGGGGGGGUCAGAUGCAUGAAACCUCUAUAGUCAGUCUUGCUGCGAGAUUUAAAACUGUCACUUGAAUGUUCUCCCGUUUCAUAGAAGUCUUUUUUUUCUAUUUUAUUUAAUACUCUGAUCUUCGAGAAAGGGAGACCUACUCAGAUCGUGUCUGGGCUAACUUCUGGGCUAACUUGGAAUGCUUUUCAGGGUGGUAUCACAGACUCAACCUCACUGCCUGUCUCCUCAAAAGUUUCGGUGCCCCUUUUCCUUCAAGUAAAAGUAGUUUUAUUGUUUUUGGGGGGGUUAGUUAAAUCGGAACUCCAAAACAAAAUGUCUUGAGGGAUUGUCUCAAAUCAAUCGGUCAGUCAUUUUCAAAGAACGAUAAUUAAAGAGACUUAGGCCUAUUUGUGGUCAUGUUGUGGUGUGAACAUGAGCUAUCUAAGCCUUUGUUGAAAAUUCCUUUGCAGUUCGUAAUAAUAAACCCAUUUUUCAAUUCAACGUAGGACUGUUGGUGCUUUGUAUCAUAACCAGAUAGUUUUAAGACUAAUUUUCCUUUUUUUUUAGAUAGAAAUCCCCCUACCCCACCUCUUCUCUUGACUCUGUUUUGCCCCCAGUACCAGAAAGCUGACAUCAGCAAUGUUCAUGUGAAUGAUUUCUCGACCAUUUUUUGAGGACAGCAAUUUCGUUAAUUGGGAAAUAAAGGGGACAGAUUUCACUUCUGAAAUCGGGAGGGGUCCUGUUGAUUGGUAAAAAAAAUAAAUAAAAAAAAACAAAAGCCAAAAGAGUAGAAAGCAAGAUUGACCAUAAGGUUGCAAAGCACAAGAUGGGGGUUGACAGUGACGAUAUUGAAGACAGUUAAUGAUAAUCAUGACGUUGAUAAUAAUUAAACGCAGCCAUUUUUUCGUGGUUUAAUCCAGUAAUGGAGUCUAGACUAAAGUUUAAAAAAAAUAUUCAGGGUAAGACCUCUCGCUACGAGAAAUGUAAAAAUAUAUUAUAAUAAAAACACUAAAACCAAAACUGAAACUUUUUCGGCUUCUGUAAAAUAUAAUAAUAAUAAUAAAAGGCGAAAACUGACAUUUGUGGCGGUCAUCAAAUCACUUGGGGUUGUUUUACUCGAACGUUUCAUCUCAUUGGCCCGCGCCCUCAGCUGACCUGAGCAAGGAAGGCGCUGAUUGGUCAGCUGAUGUCCUGGCCAUUACUUAAAAAAAUAAGAAAAAAUAAAAAAAUAGCCACAUCACCUAUACUAAACACAGCCACAUGCGAUUUUUUGAAAUGGCAGACAAACCAACAUACAAAAGAAAUCAAUUGUUCUCUAAGUAUGAACUGUUAGACCUUGUAUUGUUAUAACUUUUGUGAUCACCUAUUAGAAGGUACUGUUUCCAAUUGCUUCGGUAUAAUCCUGUUUUAUAGGUUCAGUAGACAGAGACAGGGACGUUUUUAUAUAUACGUGCAGUAUUAUAUAUAUAUACAUAUAUUAUAUAAAUACACUUAUAUACACUCAUAGGAAACUUCAGGUGACCUUUAGUUGUAAACAUUUGAGUCCGGGAUUCAAUGGCUUCUCAGUCGGGGAAAGGGACGAGUCAACCAGAUAAUCUGGAGGAGACGUUAACACAGACCAGGGUAGACCUGUGGAGGGCGAAGAAGCCCUUAGCUCUCGCUCCUGGGUGGGAUGCGGUAGGAUCCCAACUGCUGCUGCUGCCCCCUGGGAGGCAGUGGGACCCCAGAGGGAGGCGUUUCAGUCCCCUCCAUCACGAAUGGAGGGGCGAGAAGGAGGAAGAAGAAGAAGGAACGCCGUGGCGUCAAGUUCUGCAAGCGAUACCCCUGCGCUGAAGUGGGCUCAGCGAGAGAUCCCUUUUUUUAACUUGAAGAAAAGAUAUUUUUUGAUUGUGUGUGUUUUUUUAAAUCCAUUGGCUAACGUUUCAUUGUGCGUACAAUUGAAGCGAGUUUUGCGCUCUGUUCAUUUUGACCCGUAGACUUAUAGUAAGUACUUUUCAAAAUUUCAGAAAGACGGCCCUCCUAAAGGGUAGUAUGCUAGAUUUAUGGUUACUUUUUGUCCCCUUUUUCUCUCUCUCUCUUUUUCGGUCACUGUUAUGACAGGGAUAAGUACUGAGUGGUGUCGCUCUGAUGUCCUUCGGGAUGUUUUGAAGUAGAUGAUUUGUAGAUGACUUGCUCUUCAAAGAUUCAGUUAAUUAGGACUACUUACUUCUAUUUAGCGUAAGACAUUUUCAGGGGGAAAUAAAAGAGGAAUACUUUCCAUGUCUUGGAUUUAGCCUUUGUGGAAUACCGAAUUGGACUUUUUGACGUGUGGGUCUGGCCACAGCCCCGUUCGUUAGCGUAAAUUAGGUGCUAUUUUGCAUAUGGAGGAAGAAGAAGAAGAAUAAGUAGAAGAAGAUUUAAAAAGCCGCUCUGCUCUUUGACCACUCUCUUGUCAGUAGUCCCUGGGCACCUCUCCAUUCGUCUCUGUCUAUUGCACCCGAGAUUGCCCCCAAUUAUAUAGUCAGUUACUAAGAGGACGAAGCACCGAGCUGUAACUUUGCAUUUCUAGAGGCAAUAAGGACAUAUAGUUAAUAUACUGUAAAGUUCUCGUGUUGCAAAUUUAUUAAAUAAAACUGAGAAACUGCA